This is a messenger RNA of Lolium perenne, 2489 nucleotides long. RefSeq lists its product as uncharacterized. The record is from RefSeq and is a predicted model, not a curated record. NCBI's taxonomy places the organism in Eukaryota, Viridiplantae, Streptophyta, Magnoliopsida, Poales, Poaceae. Gene Ontology annotation, cellular component: nucleus. Gene Ontology annotation, molecular function: zinc ion binding.
GUCUGGACGCCCCGCAGUAGCGGCAGCCUGUCAGCGGCUCACGCAUCGCGUUGCCAUCUCCACCGAUCCCCCUUCACGCGCCACCCAGAUGGCCGCCGGCGGCAGCGGCGGCGGCGACGGCGGAGACAUAGGCGCCGACUCCGAGCGGCGCCUCAAGAAGGCCAUGGACAAGCUUUACCACUUCCCCAAGCCCAAGCCUAACCCCAGCCCAGGCUCCAAACCCUCCUCCUCCUCCACUCCCAGCUCGUGGAGGGCGGCGGAUGCCGGGAGGAGGUUCGCGGUGGUGCGGGGGUCGCGGCUCCCGCCCCAGAUGGCCGCCAUGUCUGCGUUGUCACCUCCUCCGCCGUGCCGCCCGUGGGACCGCCGCGACCUUGUGCGGAGGCUCGCUUCGUUCAAGGCCAUGACCUGGUUCGCGAAGCCCAAGGCUGUUAGUCCUGUAAAUUGUGCUAGAAGAGGGUGGACCAAUAUUGAACCGGACAUUAUAACGUGUGAGGCAUGUGGGGCACGGCUCCUGUUCUCCUCUCCUUCAUCAUGGACACCACAGCAAGUUGAAAAGGCUGCUGCUGUUUUCAGCUUGAAGCUGGACAAUGGACAUAAACUACUCUGCCCAUGGAUUGACAACAUAUGCGAUGAAUCACUUGCAUUAUUUCCACCUACACCUCCUCCUGUUUUAGUUGAGAAUUACUACGAGUGCUUCUCGUCUCUGCUACGGCUUUCAGCACUUCCAAGAAUUUCAUGCUCUUCUCUGGGAAGCAUGAAGAAGAAGAGUCCACAGCUAGAACAGUUCCUCUUGGAGCCUUUAUCUUCAUCAGUUGCCCUUAAAGGGGGAUUUAUGCUUACUGAAGACUUAACUAUUAAGGAUCUAGAUGGCACUUUUCAAGAUGCUGGCAUAUAUUACCAGGCACUGAAGAUAAUAAGCUUAUGUGGCUGGGAACCACGCCUACUUCACUAUGCUGUUGAUUGUGCAACCGAAUCUCACAUGGAUGCAAAUUCUACAUCUAUAUUGGCCCAGCCAGAACAAAUAAACAACACACUGGAAAAUCGGGUUGUAAUUUACUCACGCAAGGAAGUUGAUGGUUCUUCAGCAAUUGCAGAUGCUAAUCAGGGAGAUCAACAUUAUGAUCCAUCAUCCGUUGUUUUAGAUUGUCAGUUUUGUGGAGCCUGUGUUGCCUUGUGGCGUUUUUCACUUGUAGAACGACCUCUUCAACUCUUUAAGCUUGUAUCAGAUUCCAAUAUACAAGAUGAGCAAACUAAUGGGCAUGCCAGUGGAGCAGAACCUUCAAAGUCUGCAAAUGUUGGCUUUAAUUUCACAAUUGCUGGCGGUCCUCCACCUACUAGACAGAGUUUCCGGCCAAGAGUUUCAUUUCCUGUUGUCAGUCGGCACUUGAAAGCUGACUUGAACUCCCGUGGGAAAUCAUUUUCAUCUGGAAAUGACAGCCAAAUGGUUCCUGUUGCUUUGCAUUCUUCAGGGCCGAUGAAACGCAAAAGAAGCAUGGACGAGCUUCAUCAUGACCAUGAAGUUAAUAAUCCUGAAAAGGAUAUUGCAAACAUGGAAGUAAGCACUGAGCACAAUGAAGGGUCUUCACAUUCAGAUACAAAUAAGGGUACCAAUAUGGAAGAAGUCUUAAAUGAAGAACCAGAAUCAGGUGCUGCAAGAAGCGAUACUAGAGAAGAAGCUGCCAAUGAUGACCAGAACUUGAUACAGACUCACACAAAUAGUUCCAAGGCAGUUGAAGUUGGCGCAAUCACAAAAUCCUCUAUCAACUCAGAAAAAUGUGUACAACCAUCAGGAAAAGAAGGCCUGUAUGACAGAAUGAAUGAGUUUGAUCCUAUCAAGCAGCACCGGACGUUCUGCCCUUGGACAUCCCCUGACGUUGGUGAUGCCUUACCUGGAUGGAGGCUGACUCUUUUGGCGUUACUUGCUCAGGAUAAAAGGACUGAUGGAGAUCCACAAGUGGAGGCUCAGCUCAGCCUCCUCAACGAGGACGAUGAUCCUGUUACAUCUGUUAGAAAGCUUUUCAUGUCGCCUCCUUCCAAAAAGCUGAGGAUACAUCAAGCCGAGAAGAGCUGACAAGUGACAACUGUAUUGGUUUGUUGGGAAAUUCAGAUCGAGCCAGUGUAGGCAUGUAAGAGAUUCAAUCAGACUACCAGAUCGAUGUAAACAUUUGUGCUUAAACAGCACUGUACACACAUGUUUGGGGUGGGAAUGAUUAGAGGAAAACAAAAGGAAUUGUGAUUUGGAGAACUGUUCAGGGCAUUAUCACACCGGAAUCUCCCUGUGAGGACAAUUCAUUGGUUGCUCCUGUUAUGGUGGUUAAAGAAACCUGGAGGUCAUUGCGCCUUCAUCUCCUCUACCCUGCUUAGUUGGACAUACGGUAUUCCUCGGGAAUUUAGUAGCUUAGUAUUGUUGUCAUCUGGUAUCCAGCACCUUAUACUGUUAACCUCUGACAAUUUUUUGAGCCCUGAAACUUGUAAUCUGCUUGCCUUCA